This is a messenger RNA of Lucilia sericata (common green bottle fly), 1105 nucleotides long. Its product is annotated as prestalk protein-like. Lineage: Eukaryota; Metazoa; Arthropoda; Insecta; Diptera; Calliphoridae. The transcript is spliced from 2 exons. The record is from RefSeq and is a predicted model, not a curated record. The coding region runs from base 103 to 1074 and encodes 323 amino acids.
UGUACAGCCGAUAAUAAUUGCAUUAUCGCAGCCGAGAGAAAAAAUAAUCAACUUAUUUGCAAACGAUGUGAUGCAACCGACGAAAAGUGCUCACAAACCGAUAUGAAUAUUAACGAUCAGAAAUACAAUCAUAUCUGCGUCGAGGGCGUUAGUAGAUGUUUCAAAAAAGUCGUUAACAAAUUGGUAGUAAGAGGUUGCGCCUCUAAGAGUGAUAUCCAACAAUGUUCCAAUUCCAAAACGUGUGAAACAUGUGAUAGCGUUAACUGCAAUACUGGAAUAUUCCCCAAGGGUCGAAUCACUUGCUACCAAUGUACUGGUAGCAGCUGCGAAGAUGUUACAGCAAAUAAUAUAGUUUACAAAGUCUGUGCGAAUUACGAAGAGAACGAUCAAUGCUAUACCGUGGCUAAGAGUGAGAUCGACAUGACGCGUGGAUGCAAGUCCGAUACUAGGGAUAAUGAAUGUUUGGACGCUGCUGAAGGUUGUGUGUUUUGUUCCAACAAUAACUGUAAUAAUUUAAAGUAUAUAUAUGAUCAAGUGCUUAAGUGUCAUCAGUGCACAAGUGAUGAUAUAACUAGCGAAUGUUUUGAUAAACAAACUAGUAAAGUGUUUGAGAAAUGUAAGAGACAAAUUCGUUACAAUUUUCCCGAAUAUUGUUAUACCCAAAUCAAUGGUAAUACCAUUAAACGUGGUUGCCUUCAUGAUAAUUUGGACCUAACUCUUGACUUAUGCCAAGAUAUCGAUAGUGAUACCUGCUCGAAAUGCAACAAUCGCGAUGGUUGCAAUAGUGAGAAGGAAACAUUAGAUUUCACUUGUAUCGUAUGUCGCAGUGAUGAGAAUUUCAAGUGUUGGGAUGAGGCAAAUACCUUUAAGGGAAAACAUUGUCGUGUUAGCCCUAGUUCACCCAAAGAAGGUUGUUUUCAUGGCAUUUGGCACGGUGAUGCUAUUCGUGGUUGUAUAGUCGAUGCCAGUACACAAAAUCAAGGAAUCUGUAAAAAUGUAGAACUUAAACAGUGUAACGCUUGCUAUAAAAAGGACUGUAAUACGGCGAAAUCAUCAGAUGCUUUUCCCCACUAAAUAAAAUUUAUUAUUUUAUCUGUUCGCCACA